CAGUCCGCGGAGAGAUCCGAUCGAGUGAGCUUCGCGCUACCCAGCCUUUUUUCCACAAAUCCACUAAGUUCCGGGCCGAAAAGUGAAAACCUAUAGUCAAUAGGCCAGUAGUCGCAGGUGCUAAACGUAACGAGCUCAGGAUUAAAUAGAUAACCGGAUACAAUCAUGGCAUCCCACUGGCCCGAGAACGUUGGCAUACGCGCCAUCGAGAUUCUCUUCCCCUCCCAGUACGUGGACCAGACGGAGCUGGAGACCUUCGAUGGUGCCUCCGCGGGCAAGUACACAAUUGGCCUGGGCCAGGCCAAGAUGGGCUUCUGCUCGGACCGCGAGGAUGUUAACUCUCUCUGCCUGACGGUUGUGAGUCGCCUGCUGGAGCGACACCAUGUGAACCACUCGGAGAUCGGACGACUGGAGGUGGGUACCGAGACCAUUGUGGACAAGUCCAAGUCGGUGAAGUCCGUGCUGAUGCAGCUGUUCGCCGAGAGCGGAAACACGGACAUCGAGGGCAUCGACACCACAAACGCCUGUUACGGCGGCACGGCGGCGCUCUUCAAUGCCGUCAACUGGGUGGAAUCUUCCAGCUGGGACGGCCGCCUGGCUUUGGCCGUUUGUGCUGAUAUCGCCGUGUACGCCAAGGGUGCAGCGCGCCCAACUGGCGGUGCGGGUGCUGUGGCUAUGCUGGUGGGUCCAAAUGCGCCGCUUAUCCUCGAUCGUGGACUACGCGCCACGCACAUGGAGCACGCCUACGACUUUUACAAGCCGGACCUCAGCUCCGAAUAUCCCACGGUAGAUGGAAAGCUCUCUAUUCAGUGCUACCUUUCUGCUCUGGACACCUGCUACAGGCUGUAUCGCAAGAAGUUCGACCAGCAGCAGAAGGAUAGUUCCAAGCAGCCGGCCAGCCUGAGCACCUUCGAUGCUAUCCUAUUCCACACACCCUUUUGCAAGUUGGUGCAAAAAUCUGUGGGUCGCCUGAGCUUCAACGAUUUCCUGCUGAGCAGUGAGGAGGAGCGAACAAAGCAGUUUCCCGAAUUGGAACGCUUCAAUACCGCCACCCUGGAGAGCACCUACUUCGAUCGCGAUGUGGAGAAGGCCUUCAUGACGCAGUCCGCCGACAUCUUUGCUAGCAAGACCAAGAAAUCGCUGCUGCUGGCCAACCAAGUGGGCAAUAUGUACACCCCCUCGGUGUACUCCGGCUUGGUGUCUCUGUUGAUUGGCGGACCAGCCAAUGAGCUGGUCGGAAAGCGCAUUGGUUUGUUCUCCUACGGAUCCGGACUGGCUGCUUCCAUGUACUCGAUAAGCGUGACCCAGGAUGCGGCUGCUUUCGAAAAGUUUGUCUCGAAGCUGGAAUACGUGCAGCCAUUGCUGAAUUCACGGGAGAAGGUUGCGCCCGAGCAGUUCUCCGCGUUGAUGGAGGUGCGGGAGAAGAACAACCAUGCGGCGCCCUACACGCCUACGGGCAGCAUCUCUGCACUGUUUCCCGGUACCUACUAUCUGAAGGAUGUGGAUGCGCUGCAUCGACGCACCUACGAGCGCACGCCGACCAUCAGCAAUGGGGUGCACUAACCCCGGGCUAUGGUUCCUUCGGUUUGGUUUCGGUUUCGCCUACAACUUGACAAUAACUCUAACUCUCUCGACCAAACCCAUGUAAGCUGUAGCUGUAGAUGGUAUCUAUUUAUAACUGGUGUGAUCCCAAUGGAUCGCAUUCCUUUUGCUCUUAUCCGGGUCCUUGUCGCGUAUAUACUACUACACUUCUUAUUUAUACAAGCUUGCGAAUUAACUCUUUCAUCCAAUCAGACCUUAUUUAUAUAAUGGAACAAGUCUUAACUAGCGUCGGUACUGCAAUCUAUGCCUAUAAUUGUACAAUACUUAUACCUGUGUGUAAUGCACACAAUCAAUUGUUUAACAAACAAUAAAAAUCAACAAAGUCGAA
This is a messenger RNA of Drosophila sechellia, 1930 nucleotides long. RefSeq names its product hydroxymethylglutaryl-CoA synthase (gene Hmgs). The transcript is spliced from 2 exons. NCBI's taxonomy places the organism in Eukaryota, Metazoa, Arthropoda, Insecta, Diptera, Drosophilidae. Gene Ontology annotation, biological process: acetyl-CoA metabolic process. The record is from RefSeq and is a predicted model, not a curated record. Bases 166 to 1563 code for a protein of 465 amino acids. Gene Ontology annotation, molecular function: hydroxymethylglutaryl-CoA synthase activity.